This is a messenger RNA of Pestalotiopsis fici W106-1, 2292 nucleotides long. RefSeq lists its product as uncharacterized. The coding region runs from base 1 to 2292 and encodes 763 amino acids. The record is from RefSeq and is a predicted model, not a curated record. NCBI's taxonomy places the organism in Eukaryota, Fungi, Ascomycota, Sordariomycetes, Amphisphaeriales, Sporocadaceae. The transcript has a single exon.
AUGGCAGACGUAACAUUCAAGCCUUACUGGCGGCCCCUCGGUGAAGGGUCUGGCCCAAACUCUUGGGUGUUUUUCGUUUUGGCUAAACUUGCCGGUCACCAUUGCCCGGUCGCGGUGGUUUCCAGCAUUGGUGGCUGUGAGGAGGAGUCACUGCAUGGGGUCCCUCUUGUCACCUGCUGCCGACGCAUCGUCACGAUCUUGUCCGACCCUGCCAACCACACGGCUAUUCGCGGGGAGCUAGCUCUUGCCAGCGAUUACUAUGCCCGGAAUGAUCUGGGUGAGCAUCGCCGAGAGCCGGUCGAAUUGCCGCAGCUCAACCGGAGACAACCUGAGGGUCCCGAUCGUGUUCGACCAUGGGACCGCACAAUGGUGGCGCAGUUUCCCUUCAUUUACGCAUCGCUCCUCCAGGGCGUAGCUCUGGAUCCUCUCAGUGGGCGCAACGCACCACAUCGCCCAGAGCCGCUAGCUACUGUGUACCGCGACACCGAUAUUGAAUGGGGGAUGGUGGUAUUUGACAUAACCGACCUAAGCGCAGUGCGGUACGGCAUCGUGGGCUUUGCGGUCGCCAUGGCAAGGUUCAUACCUUCAAUAGAAGAAGAACGAAAACAACUGUUCAGCGGUCUUGGCUUUCAUUUCUUGGAAGGCCCCCUAAAAGUCAUCGACGAGGUGCGGCCACGAGCAGCCAUGUCGGCAUCUGAGUACAUGAAAAAGUUCAAAUAUCCGAUUCCAGACUACAGCAAUUCACAUCAUACCGAGGAUAUCAGGCGCUUAGCUACGAUACAAUUGGUAGAGAGUUCGGCCUUGGAACUAGUCUGGCCACCAGAUCAAGACAAUGAGAUACCUCUGACACUAACCAACCCGCCUGUAAACACCCAUAUAUCUCGAGACUUACAGGAUCAGACUAUCAGGAGACUGAUCCAGGAAACAUAUCGCACAAGUGAUCUUGAAAUUUCCCACUUGGACGAGGUCCGGAAGCUUCCUGACUUUCAUGAGCGCCUUCGACAUAAUAUGCUAGAGUACUCUGGCAGCAUUGGAAGCACUCGCUCUUCAGGCCGGCUCAUUCGACUUGCCUUUGCUCAGAAUGGCCAUCUCGGUUUGGAACGGCUGAAGAACCUUUCUGCCGACUCCAUUUCCGCAGCCCUAGAUGAAAGGCCGGAUGUAAACGAUAGCAUCAGGUCGCUGAGCUUUUGCAUCAACAAUAUCCGGGACAGUACGCCUGCUCAGAUUGCCGAUGCACUUUCGCGGACGAAAGGUCUGCGAGAGAUCUGUCUGCUACAGAGUCCCACCCAUGACAGCAAACUGCUCAGUGUUCAGCUUUUUGCCGAGCUGGCUUCCCGUACUGAACUCCUCUCGCGCACAAACGUCAUAUUUGCCGGCGCCUACUCGGCUGCUCUGCGUAAACAGUUCUGGCUCCCAACACGCUCGAGUCUGGUACCAAUGGGAAUUUUCCCCGUCCAACAGAUAUUCGUCCGGCAUGAACGGAGCAAUGGACGUGGUUUCGUAUUCAAUUACAAUCAUGUCCAUAUGGAAGAUGGGCUCCUCAAACCCGAACGGUUUGCUGCCGGCUUUCUCCUCUGGCUUUCGACGCUCCAAUCCAAAGGAGAGUGGAUGUUCACAGAAGCGGCUCCAUGCUUUACCUUUUCCAGUGCCCCGUCGUCUUUGGCCAGUGACCCAGAAUCCUCAGCUCAAGUGAGCUCGAUACUUUGCGAGGAUCUAUCUUUGCCUUUUUCUACGCCAAAUCACUCCAUUUCUUCCCCAAAAGCUCGAAACUUGGUUCCAGGUGGCGGCUGGACAGUCCUCGUGUCGCAGGAGGAAAACCGUGUCAAAGGAGUCUGGAAUCAAUACCGCAUCCGUUUCGCUUUCAUUCGUGCACUAAGGCGAUCGAUUUUAGUCGACGAUCCACCGUCGUCCCCCCUAGGGCCAGACGAACUAGAGGUUUGUGGGCUCAAGGAGUUUUUAUCUGCCACAGGAGUUGAGAUUGAUCCUAAAGUGGUGGAUCUUCGUCUGCAGAACACGGCGCACAAGAUACUUGCAAUGGCUACUGCUGAUGGGUAUCCCUGGCCUGCUGAUGUCGAUCCAUUAUCCGUGUUGAGCCACACGGAGGCUGCGACUGUGCUUUCGGAAUUUUUGGACAAUGCAAGAAUGCAGAAACAAGAACUACGGAGGGCGAUGGAAGAAGAUCCAAAAAGUGAGCCUCAAGUCUCGCCCAUAAGACACGUCAACAGAAUCCCUACUAACGUUGAAGUUUACAAUGUCGUAGAUUGGAGUUGGUACCUAGAACUAAUGGAAUAA